Messenger RNA from Spodoptera frugiperda (fall armyworm), 3371 nucleotides. Its product is annotated as probable peroxisomal acyl-coenzyme A oxidase 1. The transcript is spliced from 13 exons. Gene Ontology annotation, biological process: lipid homeostasis; fatty acid beta-oxidation using acyl-CoA oxidase. Gene Ontology annotation, cellular component: peroxisome. Bases 539 to 2557 code for a protein of 672 amino acids. Gene Ontology annotation, molecular function: FAD binding; acyl-CoA oxidase activity; fatty acid binding. NCBI's taxonomy places the organism in Eukaryota, Metazoa, Arthropoda, Insecta, Lepidoptera, Noctuidae. The record is from RefSeq and is a predicted model, not a curated record.
CGCAGAGGUCGUUAGCAUUUACUGAGCGUUAACAACUCAGGCGCAAGUACUUGUGACGCAUGCGCUGUUUCAAGUAUCAAAUUGAACUGCAUUGUGUGAUGUGACUAAAGUGUAGUACAAACAGUGCUUUUAUAGGUACAUUGGUACUUAUGUAAUAAAAAAAAUAAUAAUAUACUAAUCCGUUCUUAUGUAACUGCAGUGAAUCAUUUAAUCCGUGAUAGAUAGUAGAUAUAAACAAGAGUUGUCAUGCAAACAAAUUCGGUGUUCAAUGUCAAAUGUUAUCCGGGUGCAUAAUGCAUUGAUAACAAGAACUUAACGUUAUCAAAUAAUUCGAUGAUCGUCCGUGGUGUCCGUGGUAGAGGCUUAAUGAAAUUAGGCAUUAUAUGGAUAUAAGUUGAAUACAUUUAUUGAGGAAUGACAAUGUCGUUUCACUGUUCACCUGUGACCAUUUCAGUUACCUUGCGUUCGUUGAUUGUUCAGCACGAGACGCUUAUGUGGUGUAUUUAAUUAAUUAGUAAAGUUUAUUAAAGGCUUUAUAAUGAGUCAGUUAGAAAAAAUGGAGGUGAACCCCGACCUGGCGAUGGAAAGGGCGAAAUGCAACUUUAAUAUUAUGGAGUUAACGCAUAUUCUUGAUGGGGGCGAAGAGAAUACGGUGCGUAGAAAGAAAAUUGAAGACAUAGCUUUAAACAGUGGAGCGUCGAAGGAUGCCUUCCCAGAAGAACACAUGAGUCCUAAGGAGAAGUAUGAGAAUGCUGUGAGGAAGUCGUGUAUCUUCGCUGAUCUUGUGAAGAAUGACUUCGCCCAUCUCACUGGAUUGGAAACUUUUGGAAUUAAUUCCAACGUCAUAAGGCGCACGGCAGAUGCGUUCUUCAAAGAAGUGUCUCCAUUCCUUCUUCACAUGGGCAUGUUUGUUCCUACCAUCAUGGGCCAAUGUACUUCAGACCAGAUGUCCUACUGGCUGCCAAGAGCAAUGGCUAUGCAAAUCAUUGGGACCUACGCACAGACGGAGCUUGGCCACGGUACAUUCAUAAGAGGGCUGGAGACGACUGCCACAUACGAUCCAGAGACGGAAGAGUUUGUUCUGCACAGUCCCACUCUGUCCUCAUACAAGUGGUGGGCGGGAGGCCUUGGAAACACAGCAAACUACUGCAUCGUGGUAGCCCAGCUGUACACGAAGGGAGAAUGCCAUGGCACCCAUCCAUUCAUCGUCCAGAUCCGUGAUGAGGACACUCACAUGCCCCUCCCAGGCAUCACGGUGGGAGAGAUCGGACCAAAGAUGGGAUUCAACACGGCUGACAAUGGGUUCCUAGGGUUCGAUCAUUAUAGGAUACCAAGAGAUCAUAUGAUGAUGAAGAAUGCGCAGGUUUUGAAGGACGGCACUUACGUGAAAGUGGCGAGACACGGCAAGCUGACUUAUGGGACGAUGGUAUUUGUUCGAGUGAUGUUAGUCAGCGAGGCGGCCUUCAACCUGGCAAAGGCUUGCACCAUCGCUGUGCGGUACUCUGCUAUUCGUAGACAGUCAAAACCGAAGCCUGAUGAAGGUGAGCCUCAGAUUCUGGACUAUGCGACGCAACAGCACAAGUUGUUCAUCACCAUUGCAACUGCGCAUGCGUUGCAGCUGUCCAGCAGUUGGUUGUGGCGGAGCUUCAGCGCUGUGCUUACAGAAAUGAAGGAAGGGAACACUGAUAAGUUGCCUGAGUUCCACGCCCUCUCGAGUUGCCUGAAAGCAGUGAGCACAUCUGAUGCAGCGUACCUGAUAGAGCAGUGUCGCCACGCGUGCGGUGGCCACGGCUACAUGAUCUCCUCUGGCAUCCCCCACCUUUACAACUUCGUGUCUGCCACCAGGACUUACGAGGGAGAUUACACGGUGUUGCUUCUACAGACUGCUAGGUUUUUGGUAAAAGCAUACGAGCAGGCUGAAGCAAAGCAGCCACUGACUCCUACCGUGUCCUACCUGAAGCUAGCCUUUACACGCAAGGAACCCUGGGACAGCAGCCCUGCAGGCAUCGUCAGAUCCUUCCAAGCUCUUGCUGCAGGAAAAGUAUCUACAUGUGUGAAAAAUAUGAGGAAACGUAUGCGAUCGGGAUUAUCUGAAGUGGAAGCAUGGGAAACAUCCACCAUACAGUUGGUUUCUGCAGCUGAGGCACAUUGCCGUGCAGUGAUAUCGGAUGCGUACAAAAGUGAGACUGAGAGGCUGACUGCCAAUUCGAGUCCAAAUGUGAAGAUAGUGAUGGAACAGCUGUCCACCCUCUACCUGUACUACUGGGCUUUGGAGAGGAUUGGAGAUCUAUUGCUGUACACGUCAAUAUCGGAGAAGGAUAUCGUGGAACUACAAACAGCCUAUGAAGAACUGCUUCAGAAGAUUAGACCUAAUGCCGUCGGCAUCGUCGAAGCUUUCGAUCUUCGGGACGAACUUCUACACUCAACCCUGGGGUCUUACGAUGGUCGAGCCUAUGAGCGUCUGAUGGACGAAGCUUUAAGAAGUCCUAUGAACAAGGAGCCAAUCAACCAGAGCUACUACAAGUACUUGAGGCCGAUGAUGAAAGCUAAUCUGUGAUAUAUUACCUUACGUUAAAGUCGAAUUUUCAAUAAUCAAAGAUACAAACUUAUUUCCAUGUGUAUGUAUUACUAUAGUGCUUAUAGGAGUAAUUGCUGGUCUGUGUUCUAUCUAAUCAAGCAUUUAAUUGCCAGAAGAAAAAUAUUGUGAGAUGUGAAACAAUGCUUGCGUUGUGUGAGUGAGGUUACCGGUGGCCCAAUUACCCCCUUUCCCAAUCUUCUUAAUCCUCGAUUCUCCAACAACCCUUAAAAUCCUAACCCCCAAAAGGCCGGCAACGCACUUGUAACGCCUCAGGUGUCCAUGGGCGGCUACGAUCGCUUACCAUAAGGUGAUCCGCCAGCUCGUUUGCCGGCUUAUACCAUAAAAAAUCUCAGCUAUCGUGGCCUAAAUAUUGUCCUCUAUGGCGUUCAAUGUACUAAUGUGUAGUUGGUAGCCUGACAACCUGUAUGUUAUAACUAGAAAUCCUAAAUAAACCUUUAUAUGGAACACUUCAAAUCAGUUAACUUGUAAAAAUGUAAUUACAAUGCAUUUAUUUUUUUAUAUCCAAUUCGUUGUUUAAGCAAAUAGCACAUGUCUACAUAAGUGAAGGUUCUGUUUAGGGACAGGGAGUUUGAAACGAAAAGUGUAUUUUUUAAACGACUUAUUUUCAUAUAGAUUUUUCUAGAUUAUUGUUGCCAACCUGUUGAUGUUGUUGUAUCUUAAGACUUUUUAUUGUAGUCUAAUGCGAUAUUUUCUAGGUAUUAUCAUUAAAUGCAUUGCAGUUGUUUUAUGGAAGAGGAUUAAGAUUAAAUGAUUUAUAUUAUUAUUUUUACAA